CCUCUUCCAUCUUCACACUCCCCUAGUCCCCUGUAAAGAAAAGUCACAGUAGGGUUUUGGAGGGGUUUUAGUAAUCACCGCUAAAAACAGCAAAUCAACUCCAUCCUCUUCAAUCGAAUCCCUAACUUUCUUCAAUUAUCUCAGCAGCAUAAAACCCUAAUUAUCAUUAACCCCCUGAUAAUGCUUUCUCUGUCAUAAGGUUAUACAGACGAUGUCAGCUCUAAUAAGAAGAUCAACAAACCAUUUAUUAUCAUCUACAUUACUCUCUCUCAAAGACAAAAAAUUAGGGUUAAGAAAUAUUUCCAAUGGUCCUAUUGUUGCCGGAACAAAAAUAUUAGAAGCAUUUCAAGAAGAAUUUGAGGUUGGGAAACAUGUAAUUAAGUAUGAAACUGGUAAAAUUGCUAGGUUCGCUAAUGGUUCUGUUGUUAUUUCUAUGGAAGAAACCAAGGUUUUAUCUACUGUUACUUCUUCUAAAGGCGAUGCAACCGGUGAUUUCUUACCCUUAACGGUUGAUUAUCAAGAGAAGCAUUUUGCACAAGGGGUAAUACCUACUACAUUCAUGAGGAGGGAGGGUGCUCCAAAAGAACGUGAACUUUUGUGUGGUCGUAUAAUUGAUAGACCAAUUAGACCGCUUUUUCCUGCUGGUUUUUUCAAUGAGGUUCAGGUAAUGGCAAGUGUUCUUUCUUCUGAUGGAAAGCAAGACCCAGACGUAAUGGCAGCUAAUGCAACAUCAGCAGCUCUUAUGUUAUCUGAUAUUCCUUGGGGUGGUCCUAUUGGGGUUGUACGUAUUGGGAGGGUCGAUGGACAGUUAAUUGUCAACCCUAGCAUGGACGAGCUUAAUUUAAGUGAUCUCAAUUUGAUUUAUGCUUGCACUCAAGACAAGACUUUAAUGAUAGAUGUACAAGCUCGUGAGAUUUCAGAGAGAGACCUGGAAGCAGCUAUGCGGCAUGCACAUCCACAGGCGGUGAAGUAUAUUGAACCCCAAGUUAGAUUGGCUGCAAAAGCUGGAAAGCAGAAGAAAGAUUACAAAUUAUCCUUGGUAACGGAGAGGACACUAGAAAAAGUCAAGAACCUAUCUGAAGCGCCAAUCGAAGCUGUUUUUACUGAUCCAAAAUAUGGGAAGUUUGAACGUGGAGAAGCAUUGGAUAAAAUCACACAAGAUGUGAAAAGGUUACUUCAAGAAGAAUGUGACGAAGACAGCCUAAAAGUUCUUCCAAAGACAGUAGACACAGUGAGAAAGAAGGUAGUUCGCAGCCGGAUUAUCAAUGAUGGACUUAGAGUUGAUGGGAGAAAUCUUGAUGAAGUUAGGCCCGUUUAUUGCGAAACUGGUAAUUUACCAAUAUUACAUGGAUCAUCAAUUUUUUGUCGUGGAGAUACUCAGGUACUUUGCACCGUGACACUUGGAGCACCUGGAGAUGCUCAACGCUUGGAUUCUCUGGUUGGCCCCCCCAGAAAGCGCUUUAUGCUUCACUAUAGUUUUCCGCCCUUCUCUAUUAAUGAAGUCGGCAAACGAGGUGGCUUGAAUAGGCGUGAAGUUGGGCACGGAACUCUUGCGGAGAAAGCUUUGCUCGCUGUUUUACCUCCUGAAGAUGAAUUUCCCUAUACUGUUCGUAUUAAUUCAGAAGUCAUGGCUUCUGAUGGUUCAACCUCUAUGGCCACCGUGUGCGGAGGAAGCAUGGCUUUAAUGGAUGCUGGUAUACCACUACGUGAACAUGUGGCAGGUGUUUCAGUGGGCCUAGUUAGUGAAGUUGACCCGUCUACCGGAUUGAUAAAGGAUUACCGCAUUUUGACAGAUAUAUUAGGUUUGGAAGAUCAUCUAGGAGAUAUGGACUUCAAAAUUGCAGGCACACGCAAAGGAGUAACUGCAAUUCAAUUGGAUAUGAAACCUGCUGGAAUUCCUUUAGAUAUCAUCUGUGAGUGCUUAGAGCCUGCAUUAAAAGGUCGCCUUCAAAUUCUUGACCACAUGGAACGAGAGAUUAAUGCUCCCCAUACUCAAGAUGAUAGGAACUCACCGCGAUUAGUUAACCUGAAGUACGACAAUGCUUCCCUUCAACGCUUAAUCGGGCCGCAAGGUGCUCAAAGGAGAAAAAUUGAAGAAGAGACAGGUGCACGAAUUUCUGUCAGUGAUGGAACUCUUACCAUACUCGCCAAGAAUCAAACAAUUAUGGAAAAAGCUCAAGAAAAGGUCGAUUUUAUAAUUGGACGCGAGAUUGAAGUUGGAGGGAUAUAUAAAGGUGUUGUAAGCUCAGUCAAAGAAUAUGGUGCUUUUGUUGAGUUUAAUGGUGGUCAACAAGGAUUGUUACAUAUCUCUGAGUUGUCAUACGAACCGGUUACUCGGGUGUCUGAUCUAGUAUCUGUGGGCCAGCACCUUACAUUAAUGUGCAUUGGUCAGGAUGUCCGUGGUAAUAUAAAACUGUCUCUGAAGGCAACAUCACCCCGAAAUGAAGUGAAGAAUGUAGGACUACAGGGUUCUUCAAAUCCUACAAAACAAGCACCUGCUGUCUGGGCAUCUGUUGGAGACAUAAUCGCCUGCCAAGAAAACUCAGAAAUUGCCCUCGAGGAUAACGAGGACCAAAAUCAAGAAAGUUCUUCCUUAUCGUCACCAUCAUUUGUAGUUCGAAGUGCGGCUGAGUGUGACGAAGACGAAAGUUCAUAUGGUGCGGACAAAACAUCUACUCUGCAAAACCAGGAGAGUUCAACUGCUCCUGAUACCCAAAAAUUUCUAGAGUUGGCAUCGGUAAAAUCUCCACAGAAUCAAAAUAGUGAACUUGAAUCACUAUUCUCCAAUACAUCUCUCUCCACCCUUAAAAAGCUUAACGGCUCAAAAGCCACUUCAAGAAACAAGAAAGAGAAAACUGUUGAUUCUUCUUUUGAACAUAAACAUGAAAAUGAGAGCAUAAGCAGCACCAGAUCUGCAGUUAGUUCUUCUGGAAAAGGUAGUUUUUUCUCCUUAGCGUCAUUAUCAUCUCUAAUCCAAGUGGCUACAGAGCGUGACGAAGGCAGAAGUUCUUCUGGCAUGGAUGAAACAUCUGCACAGAAAAUUGUGAAUAUUUCUGGAGCUCUUAAAACCCCUAAAAAGCGUAAUGGCUCGAAAGCUAUUUCACGAAAACUGAAAGAGAAUACAGUUGGUUUGAACUCCUCCGUUAGUGCAGAUUCUCUGAAGUUGGGUGACAAGGUUGCUGCCAAAGUUUUUCAGGUUCGUACACAUGGGGUAAUCUUUGAUUUGGGAGGUGGAAUUCGUGGAAUGUACAAAUUUGAGUCUGAUGGAAGGAAAGACUUUGAGGAAGGCCAAGAGGUGCUCGUCCAAUGUUCUAGUUUCUCGGAUAAGGGGAUACCAGUAGUUUCUUUGUUCAAAGAUGACUAACGGGACCAUUUGGAACCCGGCAAUUUCUUGCAGAAAAUAGAUUAGUUAAGCUAAGCUGUCUAUGUUUAUUAAACCUCAAGAGGCAUUCCAACUGACUGAGUAGUGUUGGAAUCGGGCAGAUAAAUACAUAAUAAAAGUAGGGUGAAUCUUGUUGACGAGGUUAAUUUUUGAAAGAUGUCAAGAGGAAGCUGAAAAUCUAGAUGGUGCUCUCUGUUGCUUUCAAUUCGUUAUAACGUUCAUACAGUAUGGUUAUGCAUUGACAUAAAUCGAAGUAGAAAGACUUGUGUAAAUGGUUGUUUCUCUCUUUGUUAUCGUCUCUUGUUGGUUGUAAAGUAAUUUGAUCGUUACCAUCUUUUUUUUCUUUCUGAAUCACACUUUAUUAAUUGGUAAAAAAAGAGUUUUGAAA
This is a messenger RNA of Papaver somniferum (opium poppy), 3770 nucleotides long. RefSeq names its product polyribonucleotide nucleotidyltransferase 2, mitochondrial-like. The coding region runs from base 212 to 3364 and encodes 1050 amino acids. Gene Ontology annotation, cellular component: cytosol; mitochondrion; chloroplast stroma. The record is from RefSeq and is a predicted model, not a curated record. Gene Ontology annotation, molecular function: 3'-5'-RNA exonuclease activity; polyribonucleotide nucleotidyltransferase activity; RNA binding. Lineage: Eukaryota; Viridiplantae; Streptophyta; Magnoliopsida; Ranunculales; Papaveraceae. The transcript is spliced from 16 exons. Gene Ontology annotation, biological process: mitochondrial RNA 3'-end processing; mitochondrial mRNA catabolic process.